Leptonychotes weddellii (Weddell seal) is the source of this 3590-nucleotide messenger RNA. NCBI's taxonomy places the organism in Eukaryota, Metazoa, Chordata, Mammalia, Carnivora, Phocidae. The record is from RefSeq and is a predicted model, not a curated record.
CUUCCGGACGGCGGGCGCAGCGGAGCGGCGGCGUGGGGCGGAAGCGCGGUCUCGGGCGGCGGACUUGGAGCUUCAGGCUGAGCGGGCGGCAGCAUCAUGGAUACUGACUUGUAUGAUGAGUUUGGGAAUUAUAUUGGACCAGAGCUUGAUUCUGAUGAAGAUGAUGAUGAAUUGGGCAGAGAGACCAAAGAUCUUGAUGAGUAUGCCAACCUGCACAUCACUACUUUUUUUCCCCCCCUGCUAGAACCUAUUAUUAAGCCAGUGAAAACCAAGAAAUUCACUCUGAUGGAGCAGACAUUACCUGUCACGGUGUAUGAAAUGGAUUUCUUGGCAGAUCUGAUGGAUAACUCGGAACUCAUCAGAAAUGUGACCCUCUGUGGCCAUCUCCACCAUGGCAAGACAUGUUUUGUAGAUUGUUUAAUAGAGCAGACUCACCCGGAAAUCAGGAAGCGCUAUGACCAAGAUCUGUGCUAUACUGACAUUCUCUUCACAGAGCAAGAGAGAGGUGUUGGCAUCAAAAGCACUCCUGUGACAGUGGUCUUGCCAGAUACCAAAGGAAAAUCUUACCUCUUCAAUAUCAUGGACACUCCAGGCUACGUUUCCUCUCAUCUAAUUCCAAACUGUGUUGUGCUCUCGUGCGCUGCCCACAUGGACGAUGACGAUGACGACGAUGAUGUAGGAGACCAUGAUGAGGACCACCCUGGGAUGGAGGUCGUGCUGCACGAGGACAAGAAGUACUACCCCACAGCUGAGGAGGUGUAUGGCCCUGAGGUGGAGACCAUCGUUCAGGAAGAAGACACCCAGCCUCUCACCGCACUGGGAGACCUGGCUCCCAGCAUCAUCCGUGUGUUUAUCCGUGUCUCAGUCCUGCCAGAUGCCCUCUUCAAGGUGAUGCUGAACACCGAGCGACUGAUCAAGCACGCAGUGCAGGAGAGGCUGGCGGUCACCGUGUGCAUCAACAAGAUUGACCGGCUGAUCCUGGAGCUCAAACUGCCUCCCACCGAUGCUUAUUACAAGCUGCGGCACAUCGUAGAUGAGGUCAAUGGGCUCAUAAGCAUGUAUUCCACGGAUGAGAACCUGAUCCUUUCCCCGCUCCUGGGCAACGUCUGCUUCUCCAGCUCCCAGUACAGCAUCUGCUUCACGCUGGGCUCCUUUGCCAAGAUCUAUGCUGACACCUUUGGUGACAUUAACUACCAGGAAUUUGCUAAAAGACUCUGGGGUGACAUUUAUUUCAACCCCAAAACACGAAAGUUCACCAAAAAGGCCCCAACCAGCAGCUCCCAGAGGAGCUUUGUGGAGUUUAUCUUGGAGCCCCUUUAUAAGAUCCUUGCUCAGGUUGUGGGUGACGUGGACACCAGCCUCCCCAGGACUCUGGACGAGCUUGGCAUUCACCUGACCAAGGAAGAGCUGAAGCUGAACAUCCGCCCCCUGCUCAGGCUGGUCUGCAAAAAAUUCUUUGGCGAGUUCACAGGCUUUGUGGACAUGUGUGUGCAGCACAUCCCCUCUCCAAAGGUGGGCGCCAAGCCCAAGAUAGAGCACACCUACACCGGUGGUGUGGAUUCUGAUCUCGGCGAGGCCAUGAGCGACUGUGACCCCGACGGUCCCCUGAUGUGCCACACUACCAAGAUGUACAGCACAGAUGAUGGAGUUCAGUUUCAUGCCUUCGGCCGGGUGCUAAGUGGCACCAUCCACGCUGGGCAGCCUGUGAAGGUAUUGGGGGAGAACUACACCCUGGAGGAUGAGGAAGACUCCCAGAUAUGCACCGUGGGCCGCCUCUGGAUCUCUGUGGCCAGGUACCAUAUUGAGGUGAAUCGUGUUCCUGCUGGCAACUGGGUUCUGAUUGAAGGUGUUGAUCAACCAAUUGUGAAGACAGCGACCAUAACUGAACCCCGGGGCAAUGAGGAGGCUCAGAUUUUCCGGCCCUUGAAGUUCAACACCACAUCUGUUAUCAAGAUUGCUGUGGAACCGGUCAACCCCUCAGAGCUGCCCAAGAUGCUGGACGGUCUUCGCAAGGUCAACAAGAGCUAUCCAUCCCUCACCACCAAGGUGGAAGAGUCUGGGGAGCACGUGAUUCUGGGUACUGGGGAGCUCUACUUGGACUGUGUGAUGCACGACUUGCGGAAGAUGUACUCAGAGAUCGACAUCAAGGUGGCUGACCCUGUUGUCACGUUUUGUGAGACGGUGGUGGAAACAUCUUCCCUCAAGUGCUUUGCUGAAACGCCCAAUAAGAAGAACAAGAUCACCAUGAUUGCCGAGCCUCUUGAGAAGGGCCUCGCCGAGGACAUAGAGAACGAGGUGGUCCAGAUCACUUGGAACAGGAAGAAACUGGGAGAAUUCUUUCAGACCAAGUACGAUUGGGAUCUGCUGGCUGCACGUUCCAUCUGGGCUUUCGGCCCUGAUGCCACCGGCCCCAACAUCCUGGUGGAUGAUACCCUGCCCUCUGAGGUAGACAAGGCUCUUCUUGGUUCAGUGAAGGACAGCAUCGUUCAAGGUUUCCAGUGGGGAACCCGGGAGGGGCCCCUCUGUGAUGAGCUGAUUCGAAAUGUCAAGUUUAAGAUCCUCGAUGCAGUGGUUGCCCAAGAGCCCCUGCACCGGGGUGGGGGCCAGAUCAUCCCCACGGCAAGGAGAGUCGUCUAUUCUGCCUUCCUCAUGGCCACUCCUCGCCUGAUGGAGCCUUACUACUUUGUGGAGGUCCAGGCCCCUGCGGAUUGUGUCUCUGCUGUGUACACUGUCCUGGCCAGGCGCAGGGGGCACGUGACUCAGGAUGCACCCAUCCCAGGCUCCCCUCUCUACACCAUCAAAGCUUUCAUCCCUGCCAUUGAUUCUUUUGGCUUUGAGACUGAUCUGCGGACUCACACCCAAGGGCAGGCCUUUUCCUUGUCUGUCUUCCACCAUUGGCAGAUUGUACCUGGCGAUCCUCUGGACAAGAGCAUUGUCAUCCGCCCCCUGGAGCCACAGCCUGCUCCUCACCUGGCCCGGGAAUUCAUGAUCAAAACCCGUCGCAGGAAGGGCCUGAGUGAGGAUGUAAGCAUCAGCAAGUUCUUCGAUGAUCCCAUGUUGCUGGAACUCGCCAAGCAGGAUGUUGUGCUCAAUUACCCCAUGUGAGUGCUGGGACUCCUGGCAGCCCUGCUCCCUGCAGCGGGCUGUAUCCUGGACUUGAAGCUGGGACCUGGUGUGACCCGGACUCCAUGUUGUCAGAGAGCGUCUGAGAGCUGCUAUGGCCAUUUUUAACAACCCCAAACCCUCCAACCCAGAGUCCCAGCAAGGGAGGAGUAUUUGGCCUCCUAGUUCCUCUGCGGCCUCUGCCUGGCUCCAUUCCCAGGGAACAGAGUGGAGCUUGGACUCCGAGAAGAAGAAGGGGAUGAAGUGUUUAACCCCAAGGGGCCCUGUCUUCAGGAUUUACAUGGAAUUUUUUCUUUUUCUUUUUUUUUUUUUACAAGUUUGACCUUAGACAUGGUUUUUAAGUGAACAGAACACUCUGACCUCUGCCUUGCUCUGUUCCUUUCAUCCCCACCCCCGUCCCCUUCCCUCCAGCACAGUCUGGCCCUGGUACUUGGGUUCUGAAUAUAUGUUGUCUCCUGUGUCUCUUC